UACUGUGUAGUAGGGUAGGAGGGUAGUAAGGUAGGAGGGUAGUAAGGUAGGACGGUAGGGGUGAUUUCGGACGCAGCCCCGGAGGAAGGUUACGUUUCUGAUUGCGUCACUGGGAACGGAAAAGAGCAAAAUGGAGGAGUACGCAAGGGAGCCGUGCCCGUGGAGGAUAGUGGACGACUGUGGGGGUGCCUUCACCAUGGGAGCCAUAGGUGGAGGAAUAUUUCAGGCUGUCAAAGGCUUUAGAAAUUCACCUUCUGGCAUGAACCACAGGUUGAAAGGGAGCUUGACAGCCAUCAGGACCAGGGCUCCACAGUUAGGAGGAAGCUUUGCUGUAUGGGGUGGGCUUUUCUCAAUGAUUGACUGUGGCCUAGUUAAAGUGCGCGGAAAAGAGGACCCCUGGAACUCGAUAACUAGUGGAGCCAUGACAGGUGCUAUUCUUGCCGCAAGAAACGGGCCUGUGGCUAUGGUUGGUUCUGCAGCUAUGGGGGGUGUACUGCUAGCAUUGAUAGAAGGUGCUGGAAUCCUGCUCACACGGUUCGCUUCAUCACAGCUCCCAACUGGUCCACAAUUUGCAGAGGAACCACCCUCAAUGCCUGCCUCAUCCUUUGGUGAUUAUAGGCAGUACCAGUGAGCAACCACAUCAUUUUCAAGCCAUAUAAUUAUUAUUCCAUAGAGCACUGAUGGAACUCGUCCAUUUAAGCACAUGCCAGUGCAAUCUACCAGUAAAGAUGUUUGGUGGAGAAUGAAAAAGGAAAAGCCAAAAGCCUUUUCCCCUUCUGGAAGUAUCUUCUGCAGUAUAGAGUUUCACAUUCUCAGCCAGUUUUCUUUUCUCCCUAUUUAAAUCCAGGGCCUCUAUUGCUUUGACAGGAGCAGAUGAUUCUUUUGCUUCCUUGUUGAUGAAGUGUCUGUUGUUUUUCCACAUUGUUUUAGUAAUAACGAAUAAAGACAAAUUUCAGGAGAAUUCGACAUUCAAGAAAACUUAAAUGUUUCUUAAAGUAUGCUGUUUGUCUUGAUGUGUGAAUGUAAGCAUCUUUGCCUGUACAUAUAAUGGUUGAAAAUGUUUGCAGUUGUAAAAUAUUUUCCCAGUAUGCCCUUCUGGAGAGAGUUGUAAAUUAAUUUCUUUACCAUCUGAACAUAUCCGUAUACCACUCAUUUUUGAAGCAGAUAUUUAUUUUGUAACGGAAGUAAAUUGUGUUCAUGUAAUAACUCACUUUGACAUAGUACAGUAUGUAUUUCAGGUUAAACAAAAGAGUUUUUGAGUGGUACAAAUGAAUAAAACUGAGUGGGAUACUCUACUGAAUAAAC
This is a messenger RNA of Ictalurus punctatus (channel catfish), 1305 nucleotides long. It is a transcript of the gene timm17a, whose product is annotated as translocase of inner mitochondrial membrane 17 homolog A (yeast). The transcript is spliced from 6 exons. Gene Ontology annotation, molecular function: transmembrane protein transporter activity. The coding region runs from base 131 to 631 and encodes 166 amino acids. Lineage: Eukaryota; Metazoa; Chordata; Actinopteri; Siluriformes; Ictaluridae. The record is from RefSeq and is a predicted model, not a curated record. Gene Ontology annotation, cellular component: mitochondrial inner membrane; TIM23 mitochondrial import inner membrane translocase complex. Gene Ontology annotation, biological process: protein import into mitochondrial matrix.